CAUAAUGUCACCAACCCCUCGCCCAUGUCCUCCCGGCAACCUCCCGCAGCCGCCCUCAACAACUUCCUCAAUUGAACCCACCCGCGCCCGUAAAUCCUCGACUUGCAGCCCUCCUCCAGCUCAAUUCGUCUUCUUAGCUCUGUUUUAUGGCUGAGACCUUACCUACCACCGUGCGCCGGCUCUCCGCUGCCCCGCCGCCGCCGCAGGACCUCAUCGAUGCCGCGGUCGCGACCUCGGGUCGCGUUUCGUUUGGCGGCGAGGCCAUCCCGCUCGGGGACAUGCUCACCGUCCCCGGCGGUGCGCCAGGCGCAUUAGAUCCCUCUUCCGCGAGCUCGAUGCGCCCGACCUUUGCGAGCGUGAACUCGACCAGCGCGCACGCGCACGGCGCCUCGUUCGUGUCCUACUUCACGGGCUCGGUCUCGAUUGUGUCGCAGAACCUCAUCGUCGGGCUCUCGGUCGCCGUCGUGUUUUCGAUCGUGUCGCUGACCUCGAUCCAGCACGCGUUUGCGCCAAACCCCGCGCAUCUCGCGCUUGGCGCGUGUUUGACCGCCGCGGUCUUGCUGCGGUUCGUGGUCCCCUCGCGCCUGCUGCUGCUCACCUCCGCGACCGCGUCGUCGGCCUCGGCGGCGUCGCUGACCGCGGGCUCGCGGCUACAGGUCUCGUCCGUGUUUGCCGACAAGAAGCGGUCGUUCCGCGCGCUCGCGCUGGGUUCGCUACAGGCCGUGUUUAUCUUUGCCUAUGCGAUUUCGGCCGCGCGGCAAAACAUGACCUCGAUGCACAUGAAUUACUUCUCGGUGCUGCCGCCGCUCGACACGGUCCUGCAGGUGCUGCUGCUGCGCAUCAAGGUCAAGCUCACGCUGCGCGCCGUCGUCGGCGGCGUCAUCAACUUUGUCCCGCAGGGACUCGCGCUCAUCUCGCGUGACUGGACGGUCGGGUUUGAAGCGAUCCCGAUCGCGGUCGCGCAGACGCUGUGGUCGUACAUGAUAUUUCUCGAGCAGGCCGCGACCGAGUCGACCGCGUGGCUGGCGACCGUCUACGUCGCGUUUCUUGUCUCGGUGGGAAUUCUCGUGCCGGUGAGCGGCGCGUGGGCGUUGUAUGAUUUCUACACGCCCGCUACGCCGGAUGCGAUUUUCAAAUCGCACGAUUUCGUGGUGAUGACGGUGCUUUGCUGUAUUUGCGGCGUCUUACUGCUCACGCUGUUCCUGGCGUCGGGGUUCCUGAUCAAGUGGUCGUCGAGCGCGCAUAUCGUGGUUCUCGUGUCGACGGCGUCGAGUAUCCUUAUCAUCUCCUGGUCGACCGUCUUGAAUCCGUUGUUUGUCACCGCCGGCGUCGUCCUCAGUGCUGUCGCGUGGGCUCUCUACGUCCGGUAAUCUCCCUCUCCAUCCUCUCAUCAUCCUCCAUCCUCCGACACAGCCACAUCAAUCAUCAGACAAUCUCCUUACAUUUAUCUACUCUUACUCAAAGUACAUAUUCGUGAUCUCCCAUUUUCUUUUCUCUUAUCGUCAAUAGUUUUCAGCCAUACUCCGGAUGCAUGAUCUCACAUUCUCGAAUUAUAAAUAUUCCACAUGUAUUUUUUGUCUUUUUUCUAUUCUCUAGAGAGCGGGAUCUUUCUUCCUUUCUUCUUUUCUUGUGUUUUUAGACGGUUUGGGGAUGUGUAACGCAACAAUAAAAUGAGUAAUUCACUGUAAUCUGUAAUUAAGCAAUAUCUAAUCAGAAAGCAAACU
This is a messenger RNA of Myxozyma melibiosi, 1724 nucleotides long. RefSeq lists its product as uncharacterized. The transcript has a single exon. The record is from RefSeq and is a predicted model, not a curated record. Lineage: Eukaryota; Fungi; Ascomycota; Lipomycetes; Lipomycetales; Lipomycetaceae. The coding region runs from base 147 to 1370 and encodes 407 amino acids.